This is a messenger RNA of Rosa rugosa (rugosa rose), 1284 nucleotides long. RefSeq names its product bZIP transcription factor 60. The transcript is spliced from 2 exons. NCBI's taxonomy places the organism in Eukaryota, Viridiplantae, Streptophyta, Magnoliopsida, Rosales, Rosaceae. The record is from RefSeq and is a predicted model, not a curated record. Gene Ontology annotation, molecular function: DNA-binding transcription factor activity. The coding region runs from base 38 to 1000 and encodes 320 amino acids. Gene Ontology annotation, biological process: regulation of DNA-templated transcription.
UCACCACCGGUUAGAAUUAGGGUUUUGUAAAUAGCUUAUGGAAUUCGACGGAGGCCUUGAAUUUUUGGACAGCGGCGUUGACGUGAUCGGAGAGAUUGAUUGGGAUUUCGUAUUCGACGAUGCGAAGGGGUUAGAUUUGUUGCAGGAGUUGGAGAACCCGGCCGUCACGGCGGCGACUGGGGCUUCGCCUUCUUCGUCGUCGUCAUCGACGGUGGAGGAUGCUCCGGACAACCCGGAGACGGGAUCGAUUGACACGUGGAUCGGCGAGGUUGAGGACAUGCUGAUGAAAGACGACGACGUCAGCAAGGUGGAGGCUUCGGAGGAGCCGCCUAAGGAGUACUAUGAGAAUUUUUUGGCGGAUGUACUCGUGGACUCGCCGUCGACGGAAUCUCCGGCCGACGUGGAUUCGAAUUCAAACGGCUGCGCUGAGUCGGAGAAGGAGAAAACCGAUGGAUCGCCGCUCAACAAUGAUACGGAUGCUGACGCAGACGCUGACGAUCCUGUCUCCAAGAAAAGGAGAAGGCAGUUGAGAAAUAAGGAUGCAGCGAUGAAAUCAAGGGAGAGGAGAAAAAUGUAUGUCACAGAUCUGGAGAUGAAGAGCAAGUAUUUGGAAGGCGAAUGCAGGAGGCUGGGGCGUUUGCUUCAGUGCUGCUAUGCCGAGAACCAUGCUUUGCGACUUAGUCUACAGAUGGGCAAUGCAUAUGGCCGUGGUGUUUCUGGUACCAAGCAGGAGUCUGCUGUGCUCUUGGAACUCCUGCUGUUGGGUUCCCUGCUUUGGUUCCUGGACCUCACGUGCCUAUUCACCCUGCCUCUAAUGCCCCACCUACUACUACUAACUCUAAAUCAAGAGCAGGCAAACAAAGCUCUAGAAAGUGUGGGUCCAAGAGCAAGAGGGGAAGUAAGUAAGGUGGUUUUGGCGCUUCAGUCUCAAUCUUUUGUAAAGACUAGGAGGUGCAAGGCGUCCAGGACGAAGAUGAAAUAUGCUUUCCUUGUCUCUUGAGUUUUUGAGUGAGCUUUGCUCUUCUCUCUCUCAAAUAUGAAGAACUACUGUGAACAACUCUCAGCUGGUUGGCUGGUUUUAUGUUCUUUUAUUUUUGUAUUUUUCCUUUAAUGCUGGUUCCUUAGGCAUUAGGUGUAUUAGGUUUAAGUGCUGGCAGAUGGCCUUAUCGAGUAAACUAUUUGAACCAUCAUCUACAUAUGCUAUGUUGUUUAGUAUGAUGUGGAAUCUUUCAACUCCUGCCCGUAAUAACUUUGGAUAUGUCAAAUAUAUCUCGAUUCUCUAUA